This is a messenger RNA of Trypanosoma cruzi, 699 nucleotides long. RefSeq lists its product as uncharacterized. The transcript has a single exon. The record is from RefSeq and is a predicted model, not a curated record. The coding region runs from base 1 to 699 and encodes 232 amino acids. Lineage: Eukaryota; Euglenozoa; Kinetoplastea; Trypanosomatida; Trypanosomatidae.
AUGUCUGUUGAGUCUGGCCUUUCUGCUGGAGACGGUGGCGAGGAGAAGCCAGAUUCGGGGCGUCUGUUGUCAUGGGAGGAAUACCGGGCCCAGUAUGUGAUGAGGCAGAGGCUGCGAUAUCAGAUGCAGCGGGAAGCCAGCGAUAAUAUGGAGAAUUCCACGCCGCCGGCGCCUCCCGCUACUGCUGCUCGUGCUGCGCCUCCCCAAGAAGAAUGGCAGCAGCGACGGGAGCAGGCUCAGCAUCCUGCCGAGGAACAACGAAAUGAAGGAGCACUUGCCAACGUCUGGGGCAGAAUUGAGCUUCGUCCUGGUGAUUUUAUAAAUGCUGCACGCGUGAUGGGGCGGGUGAUCCUGGCAGCCUUUCUCGUCUUUAGAACAGUGUCCCUCUAUUAUGUUUUUCUGACGCUCAUGACUUACCUUGGGUGGCUCGCCGUAAGAUUUGCCUUUGCGUCGAUAAGGAUAGAGCGUGAGAACGUGGCUGGAGCGCGGGGUGCGUCCCAUGCGACGGCGGCUCGUGGAAGGCGUUCCCACCUACCCCACCAACACCACCGUAUUUCCUUGCCUCGGAAAACUUUAUAUAUAAUAACACGUUGCAUCACUUCUUUUCUGCUGAGUUUUUCGCCAACCUACUCGGUGGAACAAUUGGAGGCGGAGUUGUUGGAGGACGGCAUUAUUGGGCCGCAUCCGCACCAGGACUGA